UUAAAUGUUUGUUAAAUUCUCAGUAGCGAUAACUAAAUGAUAAGACAUAGUCAAGAUAGAAAUAUCUUGACUUUGUCUUUUAUGAAAACACGAGUGUUUCAGAUUGAAUUAGAGUUCUGAGGUCUGUGAUGAAUAAAUGAAAAUAUAAAGGAGAUCUGGAAAAGAAAUCUACCUGUCUACUUGUCCGCCUGUCCACCUGUCCAUCCGUCCACCUGUCUAUCGUCAGUAUGUCUUCCUCUGCAGGUUCUCCACCAGUUUUGCAUACUACGGUUUGGCAAUGGACCUGCAGAAGUUCGGGGUGAGUAUCUACCAGAUACAGAUCAUUUUUGGAGCUGUUGAUUUUCCCGCCAAACUGAUGGCUCUGGGCAUGCUCACUUACCUGGGGAGGCGGGUCUCUCAGGCCACCUGUCUGUUCGUGUCUGCUGUCAUCAUCUUCGCCAACAUCUUCGUCCCCACAGACAUGCAGACCAUGAGGACCGUGUUGGCGUGUCUCGGUAAAGGUUUCACCUCCGCCUCCUUCACCACCGUCUACCUGUACACUGGAGAGCUCUACCCAACCGUCAUCAGACAGACAGGAAUGGGCUUCGUCUCCACCAUGGCCAGAAUUGGCAGCAUGGCGGCCCCUGCCGUCCUCAUCCUGGACGAGGUAUUCCCUGCUCUGCCCAGUAUGGUGUACGGGGGGUCAGCAGUGUUGGCCGGCUGCUUCGCCUGCUUCCUGCCAGAGACGCUUAACAUUCCGCUGCCCGACACCAUCGAAGACGUGGAGGAGAGAUGGUCGGUAACAAGCCCCGCCUCGCGAAAAGAAGAGGGCGUGUCUUUGAAAGAGGACGUGGACAUGUGUGUUGGGGGCGUGGCCUCAACUGAAGACGUGACUUUAAAAGAGUUGAAGGAAGCUGAAGGGACGGGCCUGAAUGCCCUCUGACCAAUCAGACGGGUCCACUGAACCCCGAUCUAUCAGACGGCUGAACCGAACCAGUCUGAAUAAAGAGACUCAGAUGUUUGAUUAUAGAUGAUUGAUUAGUUAUAAGUUAAGUUAAAACUAAUGAUAAAUAAAUCAAUAACCAAUAACAGUGUAACACAAAUAAAACUGUGAUUAAUAUCA
Anarrhichthys ocellatus (wolf-eel) is the source of this 1102-nucleotide messenger RNA. Its product is annotated as solute carrier family 22 member 6-like. The transcript is spliced from 6 exons. Bases 278 to 922 code for a protein of 214 amino acids. NCBI's taxonomy places the organism in Eukaryota, Metazoa, Chordata, Actinopteri, Perciformes, Anarhichadidae. The record is from RefSeq and is a predicted model, not a curated record.